This is a messenger RNA of Rhagoletis zephyria (snowberry fruit fly), 2373 nucleotides long. NCBI's taxonomy places the organism in Eukaryota, Metazoa, Arthropoda, Insecta, Diptera, Tephritidae. The record is from RefSeq and is a predicted model, not a curated record.
AUGCCUGUCGGAGUGACGGAAUCGACAUUUCUCAUCUUGACCAGUGUCGUCAUGUCCUCCUUCGUGAUAGCCAAUGCUUAUCUUCAAAAGCAGCAAUUCUAUCCCUCUGUGGUGUACAUUACCAAGUCAAAUGCAUCAAUGGCUAUUAUUUACAUACAAGGACUCGUCCUUGUACUGCUUCUGGGGAAGUUGUUUCGAAAGAUAUUCUUUGGCCAAUUACGAACCGCCGAAAUGGAGCAUCUCAUUGAGCGAUCGUGGUACGCCGUCACUGAAACAUGUCUGGCAUUUACCGUCUUCCGUGACGACCUGUCACCGAAAUUCGUGGCUCUCUUCACUUUACUUUUGUUUUUAAAAUGUUUCCAUUGGCUCGCCGAAGACCGAGUUGACUACAUGGAACGAAGCCCUAAUAUUUCCCUUCUCUUUCACAUACGUGUUACUUCUUUACUUUCAAUUCUCGGCCUUUUGGAUUUGUCUUUCGUUUAUAUGGCCUACUACAGCACUCUCACCAAAGGUGCUUCAGUUCAGUUGGUUUUCGGCUUUGAGUACGCUAUUCUCUUUGCCAUCAUGCUGAACAUUUCGAUGAAGUACGUUCUUCACUUUUUCGAUCUGUACAACGAGAACCCAUGGGAAGAUAAGGCAAUCUACCUGCUGUACACUGAGCUCAUUAUGGGUUUUCUCAAAAUCUGUCUCUACUUUAUCUUUAUCAUGAUUAUGAUGAAAAUUCAUACCUUUCCUCUCUUUGCAAUCCGGCCAAUGUACCUUACGAUUAGAGGUUUCAAAAAAGCUCUUAACGAUGUCAUCAUGUCUCGACGAGCCAUCCUUAACAUGAAUACUCUGUACCCAGAUGCUACGACGCAAGACAUUGAAAACUCUGACAAUGUUUGCAUCAUUUGCAGAGAAAACAUGCUUGGCAAUGGCACCUGCAAGAAGCUCCCCUGCAACCACAUAUUUCAUGUUACCUGUCUACGAUCCUGGUUUCAGCGCCAGCAAACUUGCCCUACUUGUCGUAUGGAUGUUCUUCGCACUGGAAGCAACCAAGCGAACCAAAAUAAUAAUAACGCCAACAACGCCAAUAACGCCAAUAACAACGCAAACGACGCGAAUGCUAACAAUAACGCAAAUAUCGCAAAUGGUCCAAUACGACCCCUUCCUCCGUUUAUGUUUCAGCACUUUCAACAGCUGUUCAACAAUCGCCCCAAUAACCAGAACGAUCAAAACGCUGCCGGCGCCUCAAGUGGACAGGCAGCCUCUAGUUCAGCAAACAACAACACCGCCCCUCCGAUGCCACCUCUUCCGCCCAUGAACUUUCACGCCGUAAUGCUUCCCUUUCUUCAGUCGCCUCUCUUCCAGGCGCCACAGUUGCCAGCAAAUGAGGCUCUACUGCAGGGACUGUCUGAUCAAGAGCUGCGAUUGCUUGAAGGCUCAGAGCGACGGAACAUCGAAGCGAGGCUGAAAUGCCUGAUGGAAGUGAAAACGCUCAUCGAUUCGGCCACCAGUCGUCUUCAACAGUACCAUACUGCUCUGAACAACACUCCGAAUAGUGUUGCAGUGGCCACACAAACUGAAACUACAACUGAGAGUUCAAGCGAUGCAGAGUACAAAGAACUACUUGGUGCCAAACAUGGCGAAGCUGAAAAUCGGUUGAUUAUGUCAAACUUUCUUGACCGACGGCGAACGGACCAAAGAUCGGGUCGAGAUGAGUCCGGUGAAGACUCGAAAGAGUCAAGAGAGUCGAGUGAGUCAUCGGAGCGAAGCUCCAAUGAAACAAGUAGUUGUGGCUCUUGCUGGGCGUUUGCUUCCCUUGGUGCCCUCGAGAGUGCCUAUCUAAUAAAGGGAAAGACAAACAGUAAAAAGUUUGAUCUGAGUGAGCAGGAGCUGUUAGGCUGUGCACGAAAGAACGGUUGCAAAGGCGGCACUUCAGUGGAUGCCUUCAACUACAUUCUCAACAAUGACGGAGUCACUGAUGAGAGUUCUUUGCCCUAUGACAAGAAAGAGAAAUGCGAUAAGCGAAAGAAGAAAAAGGUGGCCAAAGUUGAAGACUACUGUCUGCGUGGAGUCUACGCCAAGGUGAAUGGCAAACCCGAGCAACUAACUGAUGAGCAGAUAAUGCUUGUCGUAAGAGAAUUCGGUCCGGUCUAUGCUACCAUCAAUGCUGAUCAUGUGGCAGUGAAGCACCUCAAAUCGGGCGUCUACAACUACAAAAAGUGCCCCAAAGAAACAAAUCACGCCGUUUUAAUAACUGGCUGGGAUAAGAAGGCAUGGCUUAUCAAGAAUAGCUGGGGUAAAAAGUGGGCCAAUUCUGGAUUUUUCCGAAUGAAACGCGGAAGCAACCUCUGCGGUCUUAACACCUACAUUACGUAUCCAAUUUUGUAA